Molecule: messenger RNA, 2121 nt
Organism: Patella vulgata (common limpet)
Lineage: Eukaryota; Metazoa; Mollusca; Gastropoda; Patellidae
Product: lysine-rich nucleolar protein 1
Exons: 2
Coding region: 91-1335 (414 amino acids)
Source: RefSeq, a predicted model, not a curated record
CCCUCACCAGUGAACACGUGUUGCAAUGUUUUGAUUCGAAAAACGAUUACUUAUCACAAGAAUUAUUCAGAUAUUAGGCAUCAACAAAUCAUGACAGAGAAAAGCAAAAAAAGUAAAAAGAAAAGAAAAUUUGAAGAUGAAGAAAAAAUUUCGAAUAAAGCACAGAAGUCGAAAAAUAAAAGUUCUAAUAAUGGCACCAUAAACAAUGAAUCUGAAAGCGAAUUCGAGGGAAUUAAAAAAAGGAAAAACAAGGAAAAGAAUAAAAAAGAUUUGCAUGGAAUACCAGAUGAAGAACAUUCAAUACAUGAUGUAAAAAAGAAACACAAAAAACAUAAAAAAAAUAAAACAAAAAUUGAAUUGGAAACCAGUGAUGUGGACAUAACUGUGAAAAAGAAAUCAUUCGAAAAUGAAAAACUUACUUCCGUGAAACACAAAAAACAUAAAAAUAAAACAAAAAUUGACUUGGAAACCAGUGAUAUAGUGACUGUGAAAAAGAAGAAAAUAAAAGAAAUAGAAAAUGAAGAACUUACUAACAUGCUCGAUGCAAACGAUAUCCCAAAGUGUAAGAAAAAGAAGCGAAAACAUUUUAGCGGGGAAGUUCAUUCUGCCGAAGAAACUCUUUCCUCGUCGAAAAAACUGAAAAAAUCUAAAGGUUCUAUAGACAGAGAACAAAAUGGAAAAGCCAAAAACAAUACAGGAAAAAUUAAUUGUUCAGGUGAUGAUGAAGACAAAAUAAGCACCAAAAAAAUAAAAAAUAAAAAUAAAUCUGAUGAGAAAAAUGAAAGUGAUAAACAAUUAAAUUCUGGAGAAUCUAAAAAGAAAAAAAAGAAAGAGAGAUCACCGCCAUCAUCAGAAGAAGAGGAUAAGUCAGAAAUAGAAAUCACAAAAACGGAAAAGAGGAAAAAGAAAAAAUGUAAAAAGUCUAAAAUUAAAGAGGAUAUUGUAGCUGUUAAGACUCAGACAGAAAAUGAAUCGAAAAAAUCUAAAAAUAUACAAGAACCUGUGAAAUUAGGACAAUGGAGUUCCGUUUCCUUUGAUGAUCAAAAACGGCAGGACAAAUUUCAGCGUCUUUUGGGUGGGUUUAAAAAAGAUUCUGGUAAACCUAAAAGUGGAUUGUAUGGAGGCUUAACGUCACGUGUCAGUGGAAAUAACGCGUUAGAUAAGGCGGGACAGGAUGAACUUAAUAAAAAUUUACAAGCGCAGUAUGAUAGUGCGCUGUCUAUAAAACUGGGAGCAACAAAAGGUCUUGGUUUGGGUUUCCAGCCUCUUCCUGGAUCGGGUAAAAAGUUUUAUAUUGAUACAGGAAAAUCUUCCUCUUUAAAAUUUGAUGAUUGAGUUUAAAAAUUAUAAAACAAUGAAAUUUAUCAAAAUUAUAAAAUUGUUUUUUCUUUAUUUUUGUAAACAUGAAGAAGUAAACAAAAGGUGGUAGCAGUACUGAUAUUCCGGUCAGGAAAUGAAAUGAAAAGGUGUUUAAUGUCCUACAGUUCUGCCCCAACCAGGCUAUUAUGGAGACGGAACAUAUGCAGUGUGCUAUGAAGGAAAUUUUGCCUAGAUAGCGGCGCUACAGGUUUCUCCUAUUUUCAAAUUUGAACUGUCUUAUGUGUACACCAUCUUGCACACAAGACCUCUGGUUAUUGUCCCAUCCAGAUGACUAGACAAGUGUUUCUUGGUAGUAUUUGUAUUUAGGCCUGGCAAUGAAAUAAUGUUUAAUUAAGGUUAUGCACCGACUGGGCUAAUGAAGACCCGUAUAUACAACAUAAUAUAGAGUAGUGUGCUAUGAGGGCUGUGAUACGGGCUACUCUUAUAUCCAAUUCCAAAUGUAUGUGGUUUCCCUUUGUCAGUGAUGCAGGACGGAGGGCCUGACAAGGACAGCUGUCUAGUCGUUUAGAUGGGACAAAAAACCGAGGUCGCUUGUACAUAUUGGCGUGCGCGUAAAAGAUUACUUGGUAGUUGGAAUGCGAUAUAAGAAUAGGACGUAGCGCCGCGCCGCUGUCCGAGCAAAAUUUCCCUCAUAGCACAGUUUAGGGGCAGAACAGUAGGACAUUAAACCCCAUUUUAUUUCAUUUCAUUUCCAAAUGUAUGUUAACCCUCUUAUUUCAAAUAAAAAUGAAAAUCGGACAA